Molecule: messenger RNA, 1706 nt
Organism: Aureobasidium subglaciale EXF-2481
Lineage: Eukaryota; Fungi; Ascomycota; Dothideomycetes; Dothideales; Saccotheciaceae
Exons: 1
Coding region: 18-1526 (502 amino acids)
Biological process (GO): tRNA methylation
Cellular component (GO): tRNA (m1A) methyltransferase complex; nucleus
Source: RefSeq, a predicted model, not a curated record
GACAAUCAGAAACAACGAUGGCUACCUCGGACAUCAAGUCGUCGCCUUUUCUGGACGCUGGAGCUGCCGCUUCGAUCGGAUCAUUGGCAAUCUUACAUCUUAAACGCGACCAACUCAUCCCCCUCAUCCUCAAGUCAACAGCAGAUGAUGGCUACGCAGAGGGCGCUGUCACGAAUACCCGUUUCGGUUCAUUCCCUCACUCGACACUAAAGGAUGUUCCAUGGGGCACUCAGGUCCGCGCAUCCAAGGUCGACACUGGUUCAAGAGGUCGUGGAAAGGGAGCUAAGCGCAAGCUGGAUGACACCGAGGCACCGAAAGAGGCUAUCCAAGCAGGCACUGGCUUCGUACACUUGCUACCGCCUACCCCCGAGAGUUGGACCAUCAGUCUGCCCCACCGAACACAAGUCGUCUACACACCCGAUGCCAGUUACAUUCUACAGAGACUGCAGGUUCGCCCUGGUCAGACAAUCAUCGAGGCUGGCGCUGGCUCGGGCUCUUUUACACACGCUUCAGCACGCGCCGUCUUCAACGGCUACCCUUCGCAAUCCUCAUCAGAACCUUCACUGAAGAAGCGCCGCUAUGGUCGCGUGUGCAGUUUCGAAUAUCAUGAGCCUCGUGCUAUUGGCCUGCGGGACGAAGUUCGUGCUCACGGCCUCGAUGACCUUGUUCGCGUGACACACCGCGACGUCUACGCUGACGGCUUUCUCCUCAACGAAGAGGAUCCCAAAAACAAGUCCCCGAAAGCGGAUGCCAUCUUCCUCGAUCUCCCCGCCCCCUGGAUGGCCUUGAAGAACUUGACCCGUCAACGACUACCUGCGCGCACUGCCAGAAUUGUCGCCAACUCUGCCUCAGCCGAUGCCGCCGAUAUUGCUUCAGAGUCAGAAACACCCACCGAAGAAUCUAUCGAGCCCUUCAUCUCACCUCUGAAUCCAAACGUACCCGUCCACCUCUGCACCUUCAGUCCUUGCAUCGAGCAAGUCACCGCCACAGUCGCCGCACUCCGCCGUCUGGGCUGGACAGAGAUUCAAAUGGUCGAAGUUAUGCAAAAACGUAUCGAUGUGCGACGGGAACGUGUGGGUCUGCACGAAGAAGGACUACGAGGUGUGAACGCCACCGCCGCUACAGUAGAUGAAGCCGUGAACCGCUUGCGUGAAGUCGAAGGUCGAUUUAAGGAAUGGCACGAGACUCUCAAGGAAGCCGACGAGGCAGCAGAGGCAAACGGACAACCCAAACCUCGUCCUAGCACUACCAAAGAUCACCCGGCCAGCCACUUUGAGAGCAAGGCAUCUAGACUGGAACGUAUCAAGAAGGAGGCAGAAGAGAGAAAGACUUUCAAGGAGGGAAGACUUGUGCACAGAACAGAACCUGACAUCAAGACGCAUACAAGUUAUCUGGUCUUCGCUGUUCUGCCACGAGAAUGGAAUGAAGAGCAAGAGGAGAAGUUGAGGAAGAAAUGGGGUACUGAGGGCAAGGUCUCGACUGAAGAUAUCAGCAAGAAGGCGAACAAGAGGAGCAAGAAGACGUAGAACAUACACAUUUACCCUAGAGCAUUCACGAAGACAAGGCAUUCUUUCCACGUUGCACUUCCAUCCUCUUGGCCGGUUGUAAAGAUAUGCUCCUGUGGUGUGGUACGAGUCCGUCUAAAUACUCUUGCUCUUGUAGGGUCAAGCAAACAGAAAGCUCAAUGUGUAGCUGCGACUAUGCAC